Conger conger (European conger) is the source of this 4325-nucleotide messenger RNA. Its product is annotated as laminin subunit beta-3-like. NCBI's taxonomy places the organism in Eukaryota, Metazoa, Chordata, Actinopteri, Anguilliformes, Congridae. Gene Ontology annotation, cellular component: basement membrane. The record is from RefSeq and is a predicted model, not a curated record. The transcript is spliced from 23 exons. Gene Ontology annotation, biological process: axon guidance. Bases 34 to 3576 code for a protein of 1180 amino acids.
CCAGGGGAGCAGAGGAACAGACACUUUAACUGUAUGAACACUGCUCCACUCAAAGCUUACUUAAACUGUUGUUGGUUGAGCACCAAAGAUUUCAUGAAGACGUGGAUAUUAUUCCAAAUAGCAGCCCUGGCUGCUCUUACCACUGCCCAGCAGGACUGCUCACGUGGGGCCUGUUACCCCCCAACGGGAGACCUUCUCCUGGGCCGGAGCAAGCUACUCCAGGCCUCCUCCACCUGUGGUCUGAUGGGCUCGGAGGUCUUCUGUCGACCCUACGGAAUGGGGGGAAUGAGAUGCUGCCCCUGUGAUUCACGAUACCCUGACGGACGGCAGGCACACACCAUCCAGGAAGUACUCUCCACUGCGGCGCCCAACAGGUGGUGGCAGUCAAGGAAAGGUGUGAGCCCAGUUAGCCUACAGCUGGACCUGAAAAAUACCUUUCAACUGGACACCCUGGUUAUGAAGUUCAAGGGACCCCGCCCCGAUGCACUAAUCAUUGAGCGAUCGACUGAUUCGGGGCGUACGUGGCAGCCUGCCCUGUACAUGGCUACUGACUGCCACUCUGCGUUUCCCUCCGUCAGCACCUCCCCACCCCAAAACCUGAAGAGCACCUACUGCUACCCCCUGCCACCCAUCACCUCCAACCACUACCUGGACCAGACAAUUUACUUCCACCCCUUGAGCCAGUUUUCUGACCUCAGUGCCCCGAAGAGCCAGAAGAUCGAGGAGGUGACCGACCUCACCAACCUCCGAGUGAACCUAACCCAGCUGGGACCAGUUCCCCACAUGCCCGGUCGCACCCCCAGCCGCUUCUAUGCCCUGAAGGAGCUGCAGGUGCUGGGCUCCUGCUUCUGUCACGGCCAUGCUAACCGCUGCCUGCCCGACCACACCACCAACCAGCUCUCCACACAGGUGAGUCCAGUGUGUGAGUGCCAGCACAACACCGCGGGAGUGAACUGUGAACGGUGCGCUGACCUCUACAAUGACCUGCCCUGGAGGGCCGCCCAGGAGAACCGACCCAACGCCUGCAAACGCUGCGAGUGUAACAACCAUGCCCAGCGGUGCAGUUUUGACCCGGAGCGGUACGAGGCCAGUGGGCGAGUGAGCGGGGGUGUGUGUGAGGGGUGUAUGCACCACACCGCUGGGCCCAACUGUGAACAGUGUGCCCCUAAUUACUACCGCAACCCCAGGAGUGCCAUUGACCGACCGGACACCUGCUUGCCCUGCCAGUGCAGUGCGGAGGGAUCGGAGAGAGGCGGUCAGUGCGAUGGCAGAACAGGGGCUUGCCGCUGCAAGGCCAACGUGGAGGGCCCGCGCUGCGACCGCUGUAAGAGAGGCUACUACGGCCUGAAGGCCACCAACACCCUGGGGUGCACCAAAUGCUCCUGCAAUGUGGGGGGUGAUGACACGUGUGACCCCCUGACUGGUCAGUGCAGGUGCCCCCCAAAUGUUCAGGGUCUGAACUGUGACCAGUGCACCUCUGGGUACUGGAACUUCUCCCCCCAUGGCUGCCAGCUCUGCAGCUGCGACCCGACCAAUUCUCUCAGCAAGACCUGCGACCCGCUGACAGGUCAGUGUCGGUGUCGGUUUGGGUUUGGGGGAAGGACAUGUAAAGAAUGCCCUGACAACACCUAUGGUGACCCACUCACAAGCUGCCAGCGUUGUAAGUGCGAUCUUAGUGGCACACAGCCAGGCGGCUGCGAUAAGAAGACAGGGCAAUGCAAGUGCCUGCCAGGAGUGACAGGUGCCCGCUGCGAUGCCUGUGCCCGCGGACACUGCGACCGGUAUCCCAGCUGCCACGUCUGCCCCUCCUGCUUCUUCACCCUGGACCAACAGCUUAAGGACUUCACCCUCAGCCUGCAACGCCUCAUCUCCCGGGCCCCCACCCUGCCUGGCACCACUGAGCCAGACCUGACCCCCCGCAUCCGGGCCCUGGAGGACACCCUCGCCAGAAUCCAGGACACCCUGCCACGCACAGCCCCCUCCGACAGCCGGGUGAAGAAGCUCCUCGAGGACUUGCGCAAACUCAGGGAACAAGCCGAUCAACUGGACCCAGAACUUUUCCCCACAGAUGAGGGCACUGCUCUGGCCAAACAGCUUGAGGAUCUCUUGAGAGAACUUCAGGGCCUGAACCUGGAGUACGACAUCAAGAAAGCCGCCCUGAAAAACGUUGUCAAUGCCAACCUCGGAGAUACCUUUGAGACCAUAAAGAAGGAAUUCCAGAAAUCAACAGACGCAUUAAAGGAUGCUGAGGCGACCAAACCCCUGCUGGAGCAGUCAGAGAAGACCCGGGAGGAUGCCACCGAUUUGGAGGGAACAGUCCAGCUCACCAACACCAAUGACCUGAAGGACCUGGACAAGCAGCUGGCCUCCCGGCCCGACCUCAGGCCUGCAGCAGAGCAGGUCUGUGGCAGCACUCGCUCCACCCCCUGCACACCUGAGCAGUGUGAUGGACAGCUCUGCCCCACCCCUGGGACAGUCUCCUGUGUGGAGGGCAAGCGCUGCGUUGGAGCCUUACCUCGAGGGAAGAAGGCCCUGGAAGACACUGAGGAGGUCAAAUCCAGGCUGCAGCAGCUCAACGACAAGAUCCGGGAGGCGGCCGAUAAGAUCCAAGCCGCAGAGGACUCGGCCGAUGGCGUGAGGCUGUCCACAGAUGAGCUGUCCAAUCAGAUUAAACAUGCCCGGACUGAUCUUGAGGAAGACUUGGGGGACAUCAAAAAAUUUGUUCAGAACCUGAAGGACUUCCUGUCAGACCCCUUAUCGGACCCGACCGCCAUUCAGAGCGUUAGCGACGGGAUUCUGGCCACCAAGCUGCCGCUCAGCCUGUCCACCCUGAAGAGGAAGAUGGAUGAGAUCCGCAAGCUGGCCGCAGGCCUGCCCGACAGCAGCAAGCUCCUGGCCAGCACUGCCCCCCAGCUGGAUCUCGCCAGGAAGCUGCUGGAUGACGCACAGGAUGCCCGGGACACAGCAUUGGGGGUAAAGGACAAGGUGGACACCCUCCUGGGCGACCUGGUCAAUGCAGAUGACUUACUCAAUGACGCGGACUCCAAGCUCCAGGACAGUAUGAACAUUUUGGACAAAGUAAACAUCAACAUUGAAAAGGCCAAGGGAAAGUUGGACCCUGCCACAAAGGCACUGGAUGAAGUGAGUGAUCUGACAGACAACAUGGCCCCGGAGCUGGACAAGCUGAAGGAUCUGGUGCAAAGGGAGCGUAACAAUGCUGAAAGAGCCCGAGACAAUGCAAAUGCUGCAAAACAGGAGGCUGAUGAUGCCACUAAGGAUCUUAAGGACUUAGAGGACCAACUGAAGCUCCUGCAGGAGAAAGCCAAGGAGGCUGAUACGGGAGAUGAAGCGGGCCCCGGGGACAGGCUUAAGGCGCUGCAGGACGAGGCCGGGAACCUCAUCCAGGAUACCGUGGACAUGAUGAAGAAACUUACAGGUACUGAGGAGUCUCUUGCCGAGGCCACAGACCAGCUGCUGAAAAAGUCUCAAAAACUGAACGGGCUGGACGAGACGCUGAAGGGACUCCUGGAUAUAAUCCGAGAGAGAGCCGAAUACAUGAGAGACUGCCGUGUGUGAGGGCACAUCUGCACCCGCAGCUCAUCCACCGCAGCACCCUUUCUCUGUAGAGCACUCAGCUGCUCUCCUGUGUUGUAUCUCUGUGCACUUUAUGAGCAUCUGCCAAGGGGCUGUGAUGUAAUGCUGGAGCUCUCAUGGCUGUAAGUCAAUGCUGACAUGGAGCCAGUGAAUAACAGUGAGCACUUUGCACAAACGGCUUGGAUUACAGUCGUUUUAAUUUACUUAAUUUAUUGUUUGUAUAUGAACCGUCGCCAAACCAGGAGUAUGUCUGGUCCUGGAGGGCUGAAACAGAUGACUGAUUCCAUUGGUCAGUGUACAUCACCAUCUUUUAAAGGGAAAUACAGAACAUUAAUCUGACCAAUCAGAUUAACCCUCAUGGCCCUCUGAUCUGUAAUGGGAAUUGUAAAACCGUAUUACCAGGUAUUAUACAGUCACUCAUAGAGUCUAGUCCCUUUGGGGACACUUUUUCUCUGUACCCUACAGAGGAGGUUAUCUUUCAUAGUCUCUAAUGGGGCCUUCACUGUGGUGAUAAACAUGUAUUGGAUUGAUACAAAUCUAUUGCAACAGAUAGUUAUUGUAUGUUAGCAAUGCCAAUCCCAUCCCAUAGAGAUUUGAGGUCUAAUUCUGAAUGGAUGGUGAUACAGAUCUUUUUUCUGAAUCAGCACAUUAUAUCCAUUGUGGGUACAACACAUCUCUGCCUGUCCUGCUAUUAGCACCUUUCUCAAAUAAAAACAUUUUUCAUGACUGUA